Molecule: messenger RNA, 945 nt
Organism: Gigantopelta aegis
Lineage: Eukaryota; Metazoa; Mollusca; Gastropoda; Neomphalida; Peltospiridae
Product: glutamate receptor ionotropic, kainate 2-like
Exons: 3
Coding region: 14-529 (171 amino acids)
Biological process (GO): modulation of chemical synaptic transmission; synaptic transmission, glutamatergic
Cellular component (GO): plasma membrane; postsynaptic membrane
Molecular function (GO): glutamate receptor activity; transmitter-gated monoatomic ion channel activity involved in regulation of postsynaptic membrane potential
Source: RefSeq, a predicted model, not a curated record
CAGGGACUUCGUCAUGCUGAUGGAGUCGUCCACGGCCGACUUCUACACGACGUACAACUGCGAUCUGAUGCUGUAUGGAAACACGCUGUUCUCCACCGGGCUGGGAUUUGCUUCUCCGAGAGGUUCGCCUAUUCGAGACCACAUCAGCAAGGCCGUGCUGGAGCUGAAGGAAGACGGGACGAUCCACCAGCUGUACAACAAGUGGUGGGACAGGCGGCGCUGCGGCAAGUACGAGGAGGAACAGGCCAAGUUCGACAAGAAGAAGGAUCUGCCGUUCAAGGCGUACGCCGUCAACCCCCGGGACAUGGCCGUCGCGUUCCUCCUGCUCAUGGUGGGCGUCAUCGCCGCCGUCGUCUUCCUCGUCGUCGAGAACGUCGUCAGCAGGAUGAGAACCACGAAAUUUGCACCAGGUUCCGUGCAGGCUCGCACACACACCGAGGAUCGAAUUACCGGGGACAGGAUAGAACGGUUCUCUGCUGACGGUGACACGAAACCGGAAUCCGGAGAUGGUGCCAGAGGUCAACCUUGAAACUAUGACGUCUUCGGUGUUCUUCCGCUCACAAUAUUUGAAUUAGCUCGAGGAGUUAGUUACUUCCUGAUGUACACAAUGUUAAUGUAAUAAGAACACACAUAAAAAAGGAACUCUUUUUUUUUAAGUGUAACGACUUUCAGUCUACGGUUUUGUUUAUAGGCCUACUGUUUUUAUAUUUCGUCAUACUAAAGACGUAGCCUACAUGCAACAGUCUCUUGGAAUAACAAAAGGCACGCAUGUACGCAUACAUGCAGACAUACACACAAAAACACACCCAUACAAAAAAAAUAAUGAAAUAUAACUGAAAAAAACCCCCAACCAAACAUAAAAAUACAAACAAACAAAAACAACAUACAUAUUGUUUGUACAUUGUAAACGCGCCUAUUAUUUGCAACACGGUAAACUUAAACACC